UCCCUUACUUUUUGUACAGAGUCUACCCCGCAGUAUAGACAAAGCGGUGGCCUAUCUGGAAAGGCGUCUGCCCAGCCUCACCAACCCAUAUGCUGUUGCCAUGACAUCAUAUGCCAUGGCCAAUGAAAACAAAAUGAACCGCGAGAUCCUCUACAAGUUUGCUUCCCCAGAGUUGAACCACUGGCCCACACCUAAGGGAGGUAUCUACACACUGGAGGCUACGGCGUACGCUCUUCUCGCUCUGGUCAAGGCUGAGGCUUUUGAAGAUGCCAAACCUGUUGUGAGAUGGUUCAACGAACAGCAGAAAGUUGGCGGAGGCUAUGGAUCGACUCAGGCCACCAUUAUGGUGUACCAGGCAAUAUCAGAGUACUGGUCCAGUGCUAAAGAACCAGAGUACGAUCUGAACGUGGACAUUUUGGUGCCGAGCAGGACAUUGUUUGAGAUGUACAACUUCAACAGGGAUAACCACUAUGCCACAAGGACAUCUAAAAUCAAAGCUAUAAACCAGAAUGUGACAGUGACUGCCAGGGGUUCAGGAGAAGCAACAGUGACAAUGGUGUCGCUGUACUACGCUCUGCCUAAACAAAAGGAAAGUGAUUGUCAGAAGUAUUACCUGUCAGUGCAGCUCAUCCCAGAAAAAAUGGAUGAGGACGAGAAUAUCUACAAGCUGAGGAUAGAAGUGUUGUAUAAGGACAAGGAAAGAGAUGCAGCAAUGUCAAUUUUGGAUAUUGGCUUGCUAACCGGCUUCACCGCUAACCAGUGGCGUCUAGAACAUUUGACAUGGGGGGGCAAAGGGGAGGAGACGUCUGACAGUGGUGCGGUUACCCAAAGUGACACGUCCAUUCUCAGGAGACGUCUGACAGUGGUGCGGUUACCCAAAGUGACACAUCCAUUCUCAGGAGACGUCUGA
Gymnodraco acuticeps is the source of this 910-nucleotide messenger RNA. Its product is annotated as complement C3-like. The transcript is spliced from 9 exons. The coding region runs from base 101 to 910 and encodes 269 amino acids. Gene Ontology annotation, cellular component: extracellular region. NCBI's taxonomy places the organism in Eukaryota, Metazoa, Chordata, Actinopteri, Perciformes, Bathydraconidae. The record is from RefSeq and is a predicted model, not a curated record.